Molecule: messenger RNA, 3325 nt
Organism: Pecten maximus
Lineage: Eukaryota; Metazoa; Mollusca; Bivalvia; Pectinida; Pectinidae
Product: rhodopsin, GQ-coupled-like
Exons: 1
Coding region: 1212-2747 (511 amino acids)
Biological process (GO): G protein-coupled receptor signaling pathway
Cellular component (GO): membrane
Molecular function (GO): G protein-coupled receptor activity
Source: RefSeq, a predicted model, not a curated record
GAGAGAAGUAAUAAACUCCGCAGUAUUUGUGACACUGUAUGAAAGUCAUUCCACGUAAGAUGACUGGUUUGGUGGCGAGGUGUAGGAGUGCUAUGGUAAGGAUGUGUAUCCAUUUAUACCUAGACUUCGCGUGCUCAGUCGUAAGAGGAUCACAUCAAGACGGCAGCUCCCCGCUGAUAACAAAUUAAUGAAAAAGUUUCUGUCAGGUAUCAAAAAUUAGGUAAGCACUGCCCAUAAAUAAGGAUUACUGAUUUAUCUACCGUUAGUCUAGUCCCGAUACGGGACAUGGAUUUUCCUCAAUAUCACUCAAAUAUACCUGUCGGCAUCAUAAGUACAUAUUUCCCUGCUUAUUUGUACGCAAAAGGCAUGAGAUAAAUAACAAAAUCAAUUUUUAUUUUCAUUUUUGAAAGUUUGUUUUCUGUAGCAAUAUAGUAUGGUAUAUUACCAUUAUUCUUAUGACCGGCCGUACUUUCAGGUAUAUAUAUGUAUGAUAAGACAUACAUAAUGUAUACUCAUAAUUUAUCAACAGUGUUAGAGUGUUGCAAUAAAAAUUCAAAUAAUCAAAUGUUGGUUACUGAUUUAACGUCAGUUUUUUAUGCUUACAUUAUAUUAAAAAUAUACCAAGUAAACAUAAAACAUUCAAUACAUACACAUGUACAUCUGUAUAGAUAAUUCUUUUUUAACUUUCAGAAAGCAUGCUAGUUUUGGUCUCUGUUGAAUGGGAUCUUGUCACACGUGACAGCAUUGCACGUUUAUGGAUUUGUCAUCUGAGUGAAACAUUGCGUAAUCGCAUGCAAGGCGUACUGUUCGUUCUAUCGGCUUAUCGAACAGCUAUGAAAGGACAACGUAUUGACAAUAGUGAUUAAUUAUGGUACGAACACACGUAUUAAUCUUUAACGGAAUAUAAACAUUUGUCUGAUCAUCCUUUCAUUAUCAGUAAAGGUGAGCGAGCGGUGGAUGGUAUUCAUUGACAGACAUUUCCUGACAAAGGGAGUUGGAAUAUACUUCGAGUGAAAUUAUAAACAAUGUAUUCAAACUCUGGUGUUGGUUCAUGCAUCUAGAUACAAACAAAUGACGUGAAUGCGAUUCUUAGCCAAAAUUUUGUAACAGAUGGUUUCUGAUUUGUGGCAGAUUAAUCUGACAAAUCGAUUCCGAGGUUCAAAGAUAAAAAUCUAAUUCUAGUAGCAUUUAUAAGUGUUUCUUAAAGUGCGAUGGCAAGGAGGACGGAUACUGUUAUAUUAUCAGUUGUGGAGGAGGUGACUACCAUUAACACUACCACUUCGCAUGUCUUUGAUACGUACGACUAUUACAUCCAUCCUCACUGGAGACAUUACCCUGUUGUGUCCGAUAAUUGGCACUACUUCGUCGGACUCUUUAUCACUGUAGUCGGUAUCAGUGGUGUCAUCGGAAAUAUGGUUGUCAUUUGGAUGUUCAGUUCUACAAAGACUCUGAAAACACCGUCAAACAUGUUGAUAGUGAAUCUGGCCCUAAGCGAUCUCACGUUCUCGGCUGUAAACGGAUUCCCUUUACUAACUAUCUCGGCCUUUAAUAAACGUUGGGUUUUCGGUGAUGCUGCCUGUGAGUUUUAUGGACUCAUUGGUGGAAUUUUCGGUCUAAUGUCUAUUAACACUCUCGCCAUGAUUUCUAUUGACCGAUUCAUCUGUAUCACCAGACCUCUUCAAGCAGCCAGGAUAAUGACUAGAAAAAAAGCGUUUCUAAUGAUAGUGAUCGUAUGGUCUUGGGCUAUUGGAUGGUCACUUCUUCCGCUUUUUGGUUUAGGAGCGUACAUUCCCGAAGGUUUUCAAACUUCCUGUACAUUUGACUACCUCACCAAGACAACAUCAAAUAGAAUUUAUAUCGUUGGAAUGUAUGUGUUUGCGUUCGCGUUACCACUAGUGAUAAUCAUAGGUUGUUAUAUUGGAAUUCUGAAAGCAAUCAGAAAACACGCCAGAGAAAUGGCCAGCAUGGCAGACAAAAUGAAUGCUGAAGAAGCAGAUAAAAAAGAAAAAUCAAAAACAGAGAUAAAAAUUGCUAAAAUUGCGAUGAUGCUAAUAUCGCUUUUCAUUUUGUCGUGGAGUCCGUAUGCUACUAUAGCCUUGAUGGCACAGUUUGGAGACCCGUCUUUCGUUACGCCCCUCAUGUCGGAGCUUCCUGUUAUGUUAGCUAAAGCGUCUGCCAUGCACAACCCUAUAGUGUAUGCACUCAGUCAUCCAAAGUUCCGCGAAGCCUUAAUGAAGAAAGCUCCUUGUCUUUUAUCGUGUUGUAUGCCAUCAGAUAAACCUAAUAACGACAACAAAGCACCAGUACCACCAAAACCCGUGAUGCAUCGACAGCUCACACAAACUUUUAGUGACGCUAGUAUGUCAAGUAUUCAGACCAAUCUCAGUGAAGGUUUCGAGAUGAAGACACCGAGGGAACAAUGGGCUAAUUCCGCUGAUAUGGUUCGCCAACUUGUCGGGGUUAUUGUUUGCAUGGCAACCAAGAAAAGUACUGACCAACCGGUCGUUCUUCCCCAAUCUGGCAGCGCACCAAUCAAUGAGGCCGGACCAUCUGCGGAGGAAUCUGAAGAAGGUGUGUUCACCGUGAAUGACGGAAGUCUUGACCUUGUGGCAGCAGCAGGUGCUUUGAUUAAUGCUUUUGGAUCUGAUUCUAAGUCUGAGGCACCCAUGGAGGAAGAAGGGGAAGUCACUCAAUCAGGUACAGACAAUCCCGCAUUCGAGCCGGAAGAAAAAGACACAGAGGUUUGAUUUAAGUCUGAGACGUCGCCACGUGACGUAAUAAAUCAAUGACAAUUCCUUCAUAUGAAUAAUGAUACGAUUUAUAUUAAGAAAUAUUUCAGAAAAAUGAAACAUUGUCCUAUCUAAUUCUCAUUUGUUUAUCUGCGUUUAACGACACAUGACGUUAUAAAUCAAAGACAAUUCCUUUAAGGGCAUACAAAUAUAGUUUCAGAUUAAGAAAUAUUUCAGAGAAAUACAACAGAUUUCUUCUUUUUCUAGUUGGCUGAGUGUCAGUCAGUUAAUGAUUAUUAUAAGACUAUAGAAAGGUUUUAUGAUGUAGUAAUAGUCCAGAUCAAAUGAAGUCUUGUGGUACUGCAAACUGUAUAGUGUAGAGGCGAAUACCAUUGUGUCAAUCUUCUGAAACGUUGUCACUAUUUAUUAAAAGGGAUACUUAUGGCGUAAAGGUUAAUGGAAAAAGUCGGGGACUUAAUAAGGCUAGCAUUGGCAUCUGAAUUGCCAAUAUAGUUUUCAUCUUUUAUUAAUUUAUUCUGAGAAAAAGAAAAUUUCUUAAAUCAACUGAUUCUUGAUUAUUACAUUUUCUCAUUUAU